Callithrix jacchus (white-tufted-ear marmoset) is the source of this 2565-nucleotide messenger RNA. It is a transcript of the gene KYAT1, whose product is annotated as kynurenine aminotransferase 1. Gene Ontology annotation, biological process: biosynthetic process. Gene Ontology annotation, cellular component: cytoplasm; mitochondrion. The record is from RefSeq and is a predicted model, not a curated record. Lineage: Eukaryota; Metazoa; Chordata; Mammalia; Primates; Cebidae. Gene Ontology annotation, molecular function: L-kynurenine:2-oxoglutarate transaminase activity; pyridoxal phosphate binding.
UUUGACAGGGGCUAAGAGUACUAACAGAAGAGGUAGAAGAGGGAACUUGGGGCUCCCCCAAUUCCCUUCCUCUCACCAGGGGCUCUCUCUCCACACCUCAUUCUCAAAAGGCUUCCUGAGGUAGGGCAGGGGAAGAGAAGUCAGUGGAAGUGUGGCUCACCCAGGAACCACCCACCCUUCCAGCCAAAUCUCCAUCAGGAGGCAGCUACCAGACAACCCCCGACCCAUCUCUUCUUCCCAAAAAAGGCAACAAUCCUUAUCAGCUGAGAACCGGCAGACCUCGGUUCACUCCAGUCCAGAUCAAGGGGAAGAAGCAGUCGGCGAAAGCAGCAGAAUCAUCAUGAACUCCAAGAACACCAGCUAUGCGCCUUCAGCCUGGGAGCCCACUUUGCUGAGUCUCCAGCUCACCUAGGGCUGGACCAGGCCCGGACCUCACUGGAUCUGGCCCUCGGGCCAACCUGGAUGCAAAGGACUGGGACAGGGUCUGGGGUCUUAGAUUCCGGACCAUUCUUCCCAGAUAUUCCAACCCAGACAGAUCCCAAGAGCCAAACCGAGGAUCUUGCCCCCAAGUCAGGGCACUGUCCCCACUGGAACAAGAGGAAGGAGGGGUGCAAGGGAAGAGGAGGGGGGCCAGGAACUCAGCGGGAAGACAGCUACGGGAAUCUUUGAAAAAGAAAUGGCAAGGAGAGAGCCCAGAGGUGGAACCUCUAGAAAGGGGAGAGUGUGUGUGGAGGGGUGAGGAUUUGGGGGGACCCAGGGGAUGACAAGAGGACACAGAGGAGCCGAGGCGGAAACUCCUGGUUUCUGGAGCACAAGGAGCUCACCAUGGCCAAACAGCUGCAGGCCCGAAGGCUGGACGGGAUCGACCACAACCCCUGGGUGGAGUUUGUCAAACUGGCGAGUGAUCAUGACGUCGUGAACUUAGGCCAGGGCUUCCCUGAUUUCCCGCCCCCAGACUUCGCCAUGAAAGCCUUUCAGCACGCAGUGAGCGGAGACUUCAUGCUCAACCAGUACACCAAGGCGUUUGGUUACCCACCACUGACGAAGAUCCUGGCAAGUUUCUUUGGGAAGCUGCUGGGUCAGGAGAUGGACCCGCUUAGGAAUGUGCUGGUGACCGUUGGUGGCUACGGGGCCCUGUUCACAGCCUUCCAGGCGCUGGUGGACGAAGGAGAUGAGGUCAUCAUCAUCGAACCCUUUUUUGACUGCUACGAGCCCAUGACAUUGAUGGCAGGGGGUCGCCCUGUGUUUGUGUCCCUGAAGCCGAGUCCCAGCCAGAACGGAGAACUGGGUUCCAGCAGCAACUGGCAGCUGGACCCCACAGAGCUGGCCAGCAAAUUCACAUCACGCACCAAAGCCCUAGUCCUCAACACCCCCAGCAACCCCAUGGGCAAGGUGUUCUCCAAGGAAGAGCUGGAGCUGGUGGCCAGCCUGUGCCAGCAGCAUGACGUGGUGUGUAUCACUGAUGAAGUCUACCAGUGGCUGGUCUACGAUGGGCACCAGCACAUCAGCAUUGCCAGCCUCCCUGGCAUGUGGGAACGGACCCUGACCAUUGGCAGCGCCGGCAAGACCUUUAGUGCCACUGGCUGGAAGGUGGGCUGGGUCCUGGGUCCAGAUCAUAUCAUGAAGCACCUGCGGACUGUGCACCAGAACUCCAUCUUCCACUGCCCCACACAGAGCCAGGCCGCAGUAGCCAAGAGCUUUGAGCGGGAGCAGCUGCUCUUCAGCCAACCCAGCAGCUACUUCGUGCAGUUCCCGCAGGCCAUGCAACGCUGCCGUGAUCACAUGAUCCGCAGCCUACAGUCGGUGGGCCUGAAGCCUGUCAUCCCCCAGGGCAGCUACUUCCUCGUCACAGACAUCUCAGACUUCAAGAGGAAGAUGCCUGACCUGCCUGGAGCUGUGGAUGAGCCCUAUGACAGCCGCUUCAUCAAGUGGAUGAUCAAGAGCAAGGGCUUGCUGGCCAUCCCUGUCUCCAUCUUCUGUAGUGUGCCACAUAAGAAGCACUUUGACCACUAUAUCCGCUUCUGUUUUGUGAAGGAUGAAGCCACGCUCCAGGCCAUGGAUGAGAAGCUGCGGAAGUGGAAGGCGGAGCUCUAGCCCUGAAGUCAUGCUGUUGGCCCUGACAUCCCCACAUCUCCACAGAGAUGCUCUUUGGGUGUCUGUCUUUGUCCAUGGGCAUGGCUGAAACAUGGACAAAGACAGACACCCAAAUGCCCAGGUUGGGGAAGACAGUAUCGGGAAACCUCUUUAUGACACAUAACGUCCUGGGAGGGAGCCGCCUGUCUUCGUCGUAGGGAACAAGUGCCUCCUGUCUGAGAAGUGAGGGUCAACCCGACCAGGGCCUCUCCCUGCGCCUCCAUAGGUGGGUUCCCUGUAGGGUCUUGGGUUGCUUCUGGACUCUCCAGGCUUGGCUGAGUCCGGAGGGCAGAGUCCCACCAUGUAUUGAUCACAUCGCAGCCCUGCUAACACUCAGGCACAACCUCACCUUUCCUGGCUUAUCUUGGCCUUGGAAGUUGCCUGUAGGCUUGAGUCCUUUUCAUCCAUAAUAAAAUGUUUAAGUUAUUAGAA